AUGGCAGCCAAUAUAUGCAUGCGAAGUGCGUAUGAACUAUUCUCAAUCACAUCUCCAGGAACAUCGGAUCUCGAUUUGGGAGCAUCUUUCUGGAAAGAAGAACCCGAUUCCAAGUAUCUUUGUCUCGAUUCUCCAGUUGAACAACGUCAACAGCAACAACCGAUGGCAGUUUGUGCUGGCUGCCGAUUAGAAAUAGCAGAUCGGUACUUCUUGAGGGUUCAUCCAGAUAUGGAGUUUCAUGCACAUUGCCUCAAGUGUGCUCAAUGUGCUCGACCAUUGGAUGAGAAUCAGACGGCGUUCGUGAAAGAUGGACACACGUAUUGCAAGGAUGAUUACAGAAGUAUAUUCAAGACCACACGAUGCACACGAUGUCAUGGAGAAUUCGAUAAAUCAGAUCUUGUGAUGAGAGCGGGAGAUCUGAACGUAUUUCAUUUGCAUUGUUUCUCUUGUGUGGCUUGUGAAAAAAGGCUGCAGACAGGAGAGGAGUUCCAGAUCAAGAACAACAACGUAUACUGUCGUGCGGAUUGUCAAGGGAUUGAGAGGCCGGAUAGAUCAGACUCCCUUCCAGAUUUUUCAAAAUUGUCGAAUAAUAACAAUGAUACUAACAAUUCGAGUUCAAAUUUCGAUGAAGAUGAAUGGGAUGAAGAACGAUCCACUUUGACGUCUCUAGACAAUAACACAUCGAGUCCUUUAGGGUCUCCCAAAUCAGAUGGUGUCCAAACUCCAUUAUACGGUCAUCAUAACAGUGGAUCUGGAGGAUCGUCGAGUAGUUGUGGGAAGAAGAAAAAAGACAAACAGGCUACACGAGUACGAACUGUGUUGAAUGAACAACAACUGAAAAUUCUGAAGGAUUGCUAUUCUUGUAACUCAAGGCCUGAUGCUUCAUUAAAGGAGAAACUCGUCGAGAUGACUGGUCUGAAUGCACGUGUCAUUCGGGUGUGGUUCCAGAAUAAGCGAUGCAAGGAUAAGAAACGCCAGAUUCAAAUCACAGAGAGCAGGAUAAACUCUGAAAGAGAAGACGUGCUCACUAGGGUACGAAUCAAUGGAAUCGGUCCUUUGAUGGUUCAACCACCGACUCCGCACAUUGACACGACGCUAGGUGGUGGACCAAUUGAUAUUCAUUCGUUCGCACAAUGGUCAACGACACCAACGCCACCGCAAUUUGGAAAUCCUAUGAUGUUCAACUCUCCAGUUGAAAUGCCACCAUACGGAGUAACACCAAUCCUGCCACCGGGAUCCGUCAUAUCAACAUCAUCAGAAGUUCUUGGUCCUCCUGGAGCUGCAAUCUUUCCUCACUAUUCUCCACAACAACAACAUUCGUCAUUAACUGCAUCCUCUCAUCCCAUGUCUUCGCCCAUUUCAUCGUGCUCUGAUUAG
Caenorhabditis briggsae is the source of this 1377-nucleotide messenger RNA. RefSeq names its product Protein CBR-LIM-7 (gene Cbr-lim-7). NCBI's taxonomy places the organism in Eukaryota, Metazoa, Nematoda, Chromadorea, Rhabditida, Rhabditidae. Gene Ontology annotation, molecular function: cis-regulatory region sequence-specific DNA binding; DNA-binding transcription factor activity, RNA polymerase II-specific. The record is from RefSeq and is a predicted model, not a curated record. The transcript has 9 exons. The coding region runs from base 1 to 1377 and encodes 458 amino acids. Gene Ontology annotation, biological process: positive regulation of transcription by RNA polymerase II; neuron fate specification; axonogenesis. Gene Ontology annotation, cellular component: nucleus.